AUGGCAGAUUCUGAAGAUGGUGACUUUACCUCUCUGCCCUUAUCAGAGCGGUUGACUCAUAAGUUAUGGAAAGCACGUAUGCACGGGUAUCAAGAGUUGAAUGAUGCUUUCCAAAAAGCUUCUUUGCGAUCCAUGCCGCGUGAUAUAGCACAAUAUUGGACGAGCGUAGACCUCUUUGCCUCAUACAUUGUGGAUUCGAAUGUCGUAGCUCAAGAGCAGGCCAUCGCAGCAUUGUUGAGCUUGCUCCAAUAUUUGUGCCAAUUGCCGGACACACCUAGGUCGGAAGCUAAUAGAACCAGCUGGCUGCCACUGCUUGCCGAGAAGGGGCUUGGAUCGUCUAGAGCUUCGACAAAACAGAAGAGUCAAGAAUGCAUAAUGAUUCUAGUGUCUCUGGACAAGUCUGUGGCCCCAUCGGUAGAGCUGUUGGAGCCUUUACUUACGAAUAAACUACCACGUCUUGUCGCAAGCUGUGUAGAAUGCUUGGCCCACAUAGUUGAAUCAUUUGGAUUGCAGCACAUCGCCAAUAUAUCUGCUUUUCUCCCAGUUCUCUUGGAGCCUCUGCCCCGCUUAUGCAGCCACGCCGACAGAAAUGUGAGAUCACAAAGCAUGAAUUUAAUCCUUCAACUUUACAAGUGGCUAGGCCGUGAUUUACUGCAGGAACUACUGGUAGACAAGUUGAAGCCCAUUCAGCAAAAAGAUUUGGACAAAAUGUUUCAAAAAUACUCGGGCGAUAUUCCACCUUCAUCUCAAGCAAGGCUAUUUCAAUGGCAGAAACAGUUGGCUUUGGAACAAGAAUUGAAAGACCUAGAUAAAGACAAAGACGGUGACACGCUCAUGGGCGCCGAGCUUCAAUUGAAAGGAAUGUCGAACGAGAGCGGCAAGGCAGGCGCUCAGGGAUCAUUUUUGUCCAACGCCGAUCCCUUUGAUUUACUCCCAAGCACGCAAAUCUUGGACAAACUUCCCAACGAUUUCCAAGCCAGAAUUACUUCCUCCAAGUGGAAGGAUCGUGUUGAGGUUCUUGAUGAAGUCUACAAUACAGUACUUUUACCAACCAAAAAAAUAGAAUCCAAACAUCAGGAUUACAGUGAUUUUUUGAAGAUUUUGGCGAACGUUAUAGAAAAAGAUGCAAAUGUACAAGCCGUAACACUAGCUGCUCAAUGUUUUCAUCAACUGAGCACAAAGCUGAGGAAUAAUUUUAAUAAGAAUUACGGCACUAUUGUCCUAACAGCCUUGUUAGAAAGGUCAAAGGAGAAAAAACCUUCGGUCAACGAAGCUGUCUGUGAUGCUUUGAACGAUGUUGCAAAAUACGGCGGUGUAGAUACGUGCUUGGAAGAAACUUUGAGGUUUAUGUGCCACAAGACGCCUCAAGUACGAGCAGAGAGUACCAGGUUCUUGACUCGACUGUUUAAAGUUUGGAAGCCGCAAAGUCGAAAUAUGGGCGAUGAGCUGCUAAUUAAAUUGGUACCUGAAAUAUCCAAAGCGUCACUAAAAAUAGUCAACGAUACUCAACCAGCUAUUCGUGAUUCAGGCUUCGAAUGUUUAGCCACGUUGAUGAAACUGAUUGGGGAAAGAGAAGUGUCGGAUGUAGUUGAAAAGCUCGACAAUUUGAAAAAGAAGAGGGUCUACGAGUACUUUGACAAAGUUGAAGUCUCCGAGAAUUUACAGAAACAUUCAGGUCGUGGAGCUAAUGGGGCUCCUUCGAAAGCCUCUUUCAAUGACAAUAAGCCUAGCGGCCCACAUAGCUCAGAAACGCAUCGGGGAAGAAAUCCAACUACGUUGGAGUCAAUGAAUUCUGCAAUUCCUCCAUUCAAUGAUAGUCCUUAUUCCCUCCGUAAGCCACUAUCCACGCUGCCCUCUAAAAGGGGUCCUUCGUCACCUCUUAAGUCCGGACAUAGGGUAGAAUCGCAUUCGAAUGGUCUGCCGUCAAUGAAGUCGAGACUUACCACUCGUGCUUUGACAACCGAUCCAGCUGCGGGCUCUAGUAAGAGCUCAGUUGCACUUGCCGAGCUUGAGGAGCUGAAGAAACAAAAGCAAAAAUGGCUGAAGGAACGUCAAGAGUUUUUCAACACUAUCACUGACUUUCAAAAUCGUUCGUCGCAAUUGAACGAGGAAAACUCCACUCUCCAAGAUCAACUAAACUCCCUACAGUCAACGCUACAUGAACGCAACUUAGAGCUGCGAUCCAAAGAAAUGCAAGUGACACGUCUUCAAGAUCGGGUCUCGAGUCUAGAGGCAGAAUUAGAGGCUAGAACGAAUUUGGCAUCCUCUAACUACGGCGUUCGUUCAGUUUCCUCGUUUGAGCCUCCGUCAGCCUCUCUGUCAGAAGCUAUUCCCGGUACUCCACCGCCUAGAGUGUUUGCCCGUUCUGCAUCUAAUGGCUUGGGGUCGCCAGCCGGCGAAAUACCCCGUGAGAGGAAUUUGAAAAGUCGAAUUUCGAGUUUAAAUGGCCGUGUAAGGUCGCCCAGUGAGUCAAGUGAUGACCUUCCUCGUAGAGUUAACUCUUUACAGUUAAGAUCCGAAGCCAGUCAAGCAGAGAGGGCUAUUGAGGCCUCUGGUGACAACUUUCUCAACGAUGAAAGUUGGAAACGGGCUGCCGAGGUUACAUCCCAAUUAAAAGCCCGCAUAGAGAGGAUGCGAGCCAAGACACGAGGUAUGGGAACCAGUUGA
Messenger RNA from Lachancea dasiensis, 2667 nucleotides. Lineage: Eukaryota; Fungi; Ascomycota; Saccharomycetes; Saccharomycetales; Saccharomycetaceae. The record is from the annotation of a GenBank genome assembly.